AUGGUUCGGAUGCACAUUAAGAAAGGUGAUGAGAGCCAGUUUCUAUAUGAUACGCACGUGGACGCUCGGAUCGAAGACAUUAUAUACGAUAUAACUACAAUUUACAACGGCCGGCUGAAGAUUUCAAGAAUAUGUUAUGAAAUCGAAGAGCUAGCCAAGCACGGCACCAUGCUGCCUCAUAACAUGAUGGGUCUCACCGAUGAACAGGUAGAAGAGUUGAAGCUCAAGGACGACUGGGGCGAGAAGUGCGUCCCGAUGGAUGGAUGGACUUUUAAUAAGGACGUUAUUGGCCGCAGGAACGGCAGACAGCCUACUGCGAAGAUGCAGGAGGUUUUGCAUAAAACGAUUGAGCAAGCACGAGCUAUGGUGUCGAAGAAAUUGGUGCAACAAGACCAACUGGUGACACAAAAAGUUGUACAAGAGGCAUUGGAUAUCUUAAGAGGUGCGGUGACGAUUGUGUAUCCGAUGGGACUUCCCCCUCAUGAUAUUAUUCGACAAGAAUUUGAAAACAAUGAAGAUUUGUCCGGAACUCAAGCAUCACUCGAG
This is a messenger RNA of Ceratina calcarata, 546 nucleotides long. Its product is annotated as cilia- and flagella-associated protein 298. Lineage: Eukaryota; Metazoa; Arthropoda; Insecta; Hymenoptera; Apidae. The annotation marks the transcript as partial. Gene Ontology annotation, biological process: regulation of cilium movement. The transcript is spliced from 4 exons. The record is from RefSeq and is a predicted model, not a curated record.